AUGACUUCGACAGUGCUGCUGAGACAGAAUGCACCUCCUUCGCCACCUCCCGAAAGAGUGACUGUAUCGGUGCAUGCGUUAGAUGCUGGUCAUUUUUCCCUGCCCGAAUAUCAAUUCGUUCAUCCAAUAUCUCGAGACGCGCGCAAGACCGUACCCUCGCUUUCCUUCCUAAUCCAACACCACAACAUACAUAGCGGAAAGACAACAAGAAUUGUGUUUGAUCUCGGACUGAGGAAAAACAUUGAAAGAUAUGCAGAGCCCAUUCAGAAACAUGUGGUCACCAGACAGCCUAUGACAACCGACCCUGAUGUAGUCAAGAGUUUAGUCAAGGGUGGACUACACCCGGAAGAUAUUGACUAUGUCAUCUACUCUCAUGUGCAUUGGGAUCAUGUCGGCGAACCGCGUGACUUUCCUACCUCCACAUUUGUUGUUGGCAGUGGAGCAACAUCACUUCUGAACGGGACAUCCGUAACACUGCGUGGCGGACAUUCUUUUUUCGAGUCUGAUCUAUUGCCUCAUGGCCGAUUCGUUGAGCUUUCGGAUCCCUCUGGCACACAGCCGAACUCGAAGUUCUCGGAGGAAGAAUCGGGCGUAUUGAACUUUCACCGACCGUGGCAACCAUACGGGCGAUGUCCCGAGACGCUAGAUCUCUUCAACGACGGAUCGCUGUACAUUGUCAAUGCUCCAGGACAUCUACCCGGACACAUCAACAUACUAGCUAGGCUAUCAGAUUCUCACCAAGUGUACCUCGCGGGCGAUGCAUGCCACGAUCGGCGUCUACUAACAGGAGAGAAGGAGAUAGGAGAAUGGAAUGAUGUGCAUGGGCAAGUCUGCUGUAUUCACGCAGAUAAGCAGGCUGCACAAGAGACGAUUUCGCGCAUUCGAGAGCUCGAACGUGAUGGGGUGGAGAUUAUUUUUGCACAUGACGUCGAGUGGGAGAAUAACCCUGUGAACAAUGGUCGUUUCUUUGGUGCAAGCAAGCUUUAG
Messenger RNA from Aaosphaeria arxii CBS 175.79, 987 nucleotides. Its product is annotated as Metallo-hydrolase/oxidoreductase. Lineage: Eukaryota; Fungi; Ascomycota; Dothideomycetes; Pleosporales. The record is from RefSeq and is a predicted model, not a curated record. Bases 1 to 987 code for a protein of 328 amino acids. The transcript has 2 exons.